This is a messenger RNA of Magnolia sinica, 591 nucleotides long. Its product is annotated as mitogen-activated protein kinase kinase kinase 20-like. Gene Ontology annotation, biological process: protein phosphorylation. Gene Ontology annotation, molecular function: ATP binding; protein kinase activity. NCBI's taxonomy places the organism in Eukaryota, Viridiplantae, Streptophyta, Magnoliopsida, Magnoliales, Magnoliaceae. The record is from RefSeq and is a predicted model, not a curated record. Bases 1 to 591 code for a protein of 196 amino acids. The transcript is spliced from 2 exons.
AUGCUCAAUUACAUUCACGAAAGAGGAUACGUGCAUUGUGACAUCAAGCCACAGAAUCUUCUCAUUUUCUCUUCUUUAGAAAUCAAGAUUGCUGAUUUUAGGCUGUCGAAGAAGGCCGGAGUGUUGGUGUAUGGUGACAAUCACGUCCGUGGCACACCCCUUUACGUCUUUCCCGAAUAUGUGGGCUGGAGUACGUAUGACCCACCCAUAGAUAUCAGGGCACUAGGGUGUGUGGUCGUCGAUAUGGCGAUUGGAUUCACUAAGAGGUUGCUGGAGAUUCCUGAGUGCUUAUCUGUGGAGGGGAAGGACUUCCUGAGUCGAUGUUUUAUUAAGGAUCCCCAUGAUAGAUGGGCGGCUAAAAUGUUAUUAGAUCAUUCAUUUAUUAUGAAUGAUGUCAUAAGAGAUGAAGUAUUAUCUAUUCAUAAUGCAUUGCCUUCUUCUGGAGUUUUUAUUGAAGAGGAUUUUAUACCACUAUCGGUUUCUUCAUCGGAAUCAUCCUUUGAAAUAUCUAGAGGUGGAUCUAAUGGGUCUAGUAUCCCAAGCUUGUGUUGCCCAUGUCUACAAUGGGUGCCUCAUUUGCUCAUCCAGUAG